CAAUCUAGCAACUCUUUGGAAAAUGUCUAGCAACUGGGGGUACAGCAGAUUGCUUUGACAAUGGUAACACUUGUGUUCAUCUGCAGAGGAACAGUGUUUAUUUUUGGAAAUCCAAUAAAAAGUCCUUUUGGCUAUAAUUUCUUGAAUUCAUACGUGAUAUUAAAAUAACAUGGUACUAAAACCCUUACAAAAUGACCUCUGAAAACUGUUUGGUAAGAGCAGUAUAUUCGUUCAAAGGCAAAAAUAAUGAUGAACUGUGCUUCAAAAAAGGGGAUAUUAUCACAGUUACACAGAAAGAAGAAGGUGGUUGGUGGGAAGGGACUCUAGGAGAGACAACUGGAUGGUUUCCAAGCAAUUAUGUGACUGAAUAUAAAGAUCCCACUGGAUCAGUCACCACAUCCCCAAUCAGGGCAGUGUCCGAGAUACAAGCUUUUAGAAAUGUGGUGCUCAAAGAUAUCAUUGACUCUGAGAAAGCUCAUGUUGCUGAAAUGCAAGGACUUGUUAGUAAUUUCUUAGUGCCAUUGGAGAAAAGUGAUAUGUUGACUAAAGAUGAAUUCCAACAAUUAACUGGAAAUAUAAAUGAAGUCCUACAAGUACAUGAACAGUUUCUCUCCCUCCUCGAAGAGUGUGCCACAAAGACAGGCCCAGACCAAAGGGUGGGAGGCCUAUUUCUACAGUGGGCCCCGAAAAUAAAAUCUGUUCACCAAACUUAUUGUGCAGGACAUCCAAAAGCUGUAUGCAUAUUGGACAAAUAUAAAGAAGAGCUAAACACAUGGAUGGAAAAUGCAGGUGCAGUAUGCCCAGGAGUGCUAGUACUAACAGCGGGAUUGUCGAAGCCUUUCCGCCGCCUUGGAAAGUAUCCCGCCAUGUUGCAGGAACUAGCGCGCCAUGUACACGAGGCGCACCCCGACAGGGGCGACACGCAUCGUGCUUCUGUUGUAUACAAAGAUAUUGCUAGUGCUUGUACAGCAUUACGGAGGCAAAAAGAGUUGGAGUUGCAAGUGGUGACUGGUGAAGUCCGGGGCUGGCCCGGCGGAGAGCUGUCCGCUCUAGGGGACGUCCUGCACAUGGGCAGCGUGGCUGUCGGUCCCUCUCAUCAGGAUCGCUAUCUGGUGCUGUUUCCAUCAUCACUGUUGUUACUUUCAGUUAGUAAAAGAGUGUCAGCGUUCGUCUAUGAGGGUUGUCUGCCUUUGACAGGCAUAACAGUAGCCAAGUUAGACGAUACAGAAACGAGAAAGAACGCGUUCGAGAUAAGUUCACCAAUGAUUGAUACGAUAGUAGCGGUGUGCCAAACCAAAGCGGAGGCCGACAACUGGGUUAGCUUGCUCCAGAAACACUCAAACACCAACAGCCCCUCUCAUGAGCCCGGACAACCACAAUCCUUACCUCAUAUGGCCAUGAGCGACAGUAAUAACUCGGAUCUAUCGUCCGGCCUCAGCAGCCACAAACGAUCGCAUUCAUUCAACAAUCAUCAAAGCUACACACAACACACGCAGCAAACUCAGAAAAAUAAGCAAAAGAAUCAUUCGGCACGCUGGCUCUUAAACUCUUGUGACUCACUGGACCAAUCGCCCGCUAAAACAAAUAAAAGUCCCAUUGGGAAGAAAUUUUCGUCUGUUGACUUCAUCGACACAUCAGUUUCAAGUUAUAGCAAUAAAGGCUGGAGCAUAACCUGUCUCCGGCCAGCGCCGCCCCUCCGGCCGCAGUCGUUCUCGGUGGGCUCGGACGAGAACAUCGGCCCGACCCACCCCUAUGCCCCGCACCAGCGGAAGUCCAACUCUUAUGAAGAAGACGCCCUUAUCUUGAAGGUCAUCGAGGCGUACUGUACUUCCGCGCGGUGCCGAAACGCUGUCAGUUCCGUGGACUGCGGCCACUUUUCUGUCGGUAAAGUACAAUAUCACGCACCCGCUACUAACAUACUUCACUAUAACUAUACUAAACUGCCGAUCGUUCAGCGAAGCGAGACACCGGAGCAGAUGGGUUGUAGCAAGUCGUCGAAAGUGAAAAGGAACAAAAGUUCGUCGGCUGCGGACGCGUACUUGUACAGCGGUCCGGAGACGAGGCGGCUCCUGUCGGAACGGAAAUUUCACAUGAACCGUUCCAAUCCUAAUUUGUGGGAGUGUUCGGAGGAGCGCAGACCGAGAUUGCACGGCGGGCGAGAGCGGCGCAGCGGCUCGCACCCGAGCCUGGCUCCGCUGCGUGCUGUGCCCGCCCCCGCCCCCGCCCCCGUCUCCUCGCGCUCCGCUCGUUCCUCCACCUGGUGCUGCGGCACAUUUGUCAAACAACUCACCAAAUCCCAUCAUUUCGAUUGACAUAAGUAGAAUCUUGUGUAUUACUCAAUGCUCAUAUCGGUUCCUACAAUAAUUACCUAAUUCCUAAACAAUAAGAAUACUAAUCUCUUACUUUAUCCUUCACAAGCCAGAUAUGCGUGCGUGAUUGCAUUCCGAAUUAUUUGUCCCCGUUUCUCAACAUUAACCCAAAACAGAUUCCAUUGACUAAUCAAUCUCAUGAUUUUGUACAGUUUCAUUAAGUUUUAAAUUUUUUCAUAUUGCUUUUAAUUUUAAGUGAUACAAGCGUCUGAUAUUGCACGUUUGAUUUAUCCGUCGCCUUGUAACUGUAAAGUGCCAUUAAACGGCUUUAGAAAGCGUGUUAUCUAUGUUAACAUAGAUUUUUUUCAUAUUUUAUAUUGCAUGUGUGAAGUAUUACUCAGAUAAAUAUGUAUUUAUAUUUGUGUCUUAGACAUAAAGAAUAACAAUAAUAUAAACUAUGGUGCAUUAUUUGAUUUGGUGACAUUAAUAUGCAUGUAUAUAUUGGUUGUAUUUUGCGUUACAACUUACGAAUACAAAUUGAUAUUGUUUUAAAAAUAACGAAUUCUAUUUUAAAUAAUUAAUCACGAUAUGUUGUCGAUGAAGGCGACGAAAUAUGUGAUAUACAUUUACGGCCAUAGUCAUAUACAUAUAUGAGUACAGUAUCUAGUCCACUCACCAAUGCUUGUAUAAUGUCGACGCUUUGUUGCUGGCCAACGGUACACUCUGUUUUACCAAUAAGCAUAUGAUAUAUUAUGUACAGUCAUUGUAACCUAAUUUUACAAAUUAAGUGUGCUUUGGGCUACGCUUCCGUGGUUAACGAUUAAUCCGGGUGUGUUUUAUUAAAAUCAACUAGGCGGUUGAGACGUGAUAAUACUAGUAGGUGCAGUAAUAGACGAUUUCAUGUUAACAUAAAAUGUUUACGAAUUAAUCACAUUUCCAAUAUUGAGGUAUAACGUAGGUUAAUAAUAAUGAUAAUGUAUAUUUCUACUUUGCUCUUUAUGAGGAAAAGUAUCAAAUCAGUGAGGGCGUCUCAUCUGAUAAAUUGUGUCUUGGUAAUGGAACGCUUAAUAUGAUUACAACACGUUUUGUUCUGACCCGCGUGACCCUGCUCUGAAAGACAUGCUUGUUAAGUACAGUCAUAUGAUAUUGGUUUAAAGCAAUUGAAUUGAAUCAAAAGGAGAGAACCACGUGUCUCUUUGACCUAUAGUGGAGAAUUACAAAAAUCACCUGGAAAGUUUUAUACAAUUUUAAGUUUCGCUUAGAGCGGCUCAGAUGGGCAGUAUUCCAACAAUUUGUUUAUGAAACUACAAAUACAAAUGCAAACCCAUUCGUUUCCAUGAUUUUAUAUAAACGAAAUAUACAAUACCGCGGUGCACCUGACGUCCUAAAAUGAAUACUUCAUAAUGCCCAAAGCGAGUGACAUUUUGUAUUUCCAAGCCAUUCUGCAAAAUACAUCGUGAAAUCUUGUUUAAAAAACAUCGUAAUAUUCUCUCACGAUAUUUUCAGUUUUAUUAUCUUAUUCCUGAAUUAAUAGAGGAACUAAGUGUUGGAAUUUUAAUUUAUUCAUUAUUUUCUCGCAGUAAUUUUGCGAGGGUCGAAUUAUGUAAAACGUAAGAGAAGGAAGGAACAGCUAAUAGAGACAAGUGGGGCAGGUUAUUAGAUUGUGCAGUGGGUAAUCAGGGCGGGCAGCGGCCAUUCCUUUAAUAUUGAACAGGAUAGCGCAGUACUCCGCCUGCAACAUUUACAUAUAUGAGCGUUCUGUUAAACCAGUGCCAACUGCAAUAUAUAUUCCCAAAUUCAAAGCAAGCAUACUUCACAUACAAUGCGUUAAUCGAAUACAAAUAUGAUUUUCGCUAGCCUAGCCACAAUCCUUAACGUCUUAAGCGUAAUUUUGGUUUAUAAUUUAAAUUAAUUUUGAUUCUCUUUAGAGUACAUCAAAGAAUUAAAUUUUAUUUUAGUUGACUCGUUCAAUGAAUAUUGAACAUUGCAGUGUGUCAGCUAACUUGCCAGUCUCGUCUCAUAUCUCAUUAGGGAAAAAGGGAACUAAAGGAUAGUACGAACUUGUUAGGCAAAAGCUGAUUAAUUACAGAGGAAACUGUAAAGUCUGCUCUCAUCACUCGCUAUCAUUUAUAUUUUUUGAUAAAUUUCGAAAAUCUAUGCGACACGUCGUAUGUGUGGCGUCUAUGUAUCUCACAUACUGCUCAAUAUAUAUAUUGUGCUGUAAUAUUAAUAAUUCUUCUAUGCUCAAAACUAAUUAGUUUUAAUUAUUAAUUUAACGCAACAAAACGUGCAGUAUGUUGUUAAGGCAUAAAAACCAAGUUAGGUACAGGCCUGGUAAUACAUAGUUAUGUAGUAACUUUACUGCACUUAGCAAUGACUGAAAACUGUAUUUAUCCAACUAGUUAAAAUGACUAGGUAUAAUUUUUAUACCUAUUCAUUUUACUUUUAGUACAUGUAAAUGAUAACAUACUAGAACAACUCACGUCGUUACCCGGAGGGAAAAAAUAGAGUCAAAUACGGAGAGUAUUUGACUCUAUUUUUCAGUCGGAAUCAUUGGCUGCCUAUCUAUCGAUUUGUUGUUGUUGGCACCAAGUACAGAAUAGGUACCUUGCCACUCGGCGCUACGACUUAUAACUAGCUCGAUCUUUUUAAAAAUAGGUAUAUAUUACAAAACUGUUGUUGUUGUUAAUAUAAUCAGGGGAAAUAUAGUCCUCUGGCUAUUGUUUGUCCCUAGCGAAGUUCUAACUAAGUAAUAGCUAAUAUUAUAUUUUCCACUUUGAAGAUUCACUCAAUUAUGAUGCCACACACCUUGAAUAACUGCGCAAUCUGCCCUGUUUAUUUGCCCAUAACGCGGUAUUAUGGCGAGGUAUAAAAAACGCAAUUUUCAGCUCGCAAUGUCACGUAAUUGUUACUUGAAACGAUUUCUAAGUUAUCUCUGAAAUUACUGUGCAAAAUAAAGCAUUUCUUUGUUAUUGAUUGAAUUUCAAAUUUGGUUUUUGGUAGAAUAUAUUGAAUUUCUUUUUCAACUACUUUUAACCUAAAAUUUGCUAUAACCAAUUCUUAAAAAAAAAUAUUGUAGUUAUAACGUUUAGAGUAGCAUUAAUUUCAUAUUAACUUAUAGUAUUAAUAAAAAUAUGAUAAAGUUGUAUUACACCCAUACUUACCAAAGGCUACAUUAACUAUGAAAGGAUGAGGUACCUACCUAAGAUUUUUGAUUGUAUCAUCCACAUCGUAGUGGAGUUCUUUGUUACAAUAUAAAUAUUUUAGCAGUUUCACUCUCAACCGUACGUGAUAACGACCCUUGAAGGUUGGGUAAAGCCGUGGCGUUGACAAGAAUAGGGGCGACUUCAUGCCUUGUAAUUUAUUAUUAAGAUUAUAUUAUAUAUCGCACAACGUCGCCGCCGCCAUAUAAAUUUGUUUAUUACUAACUUAUAUUUCUUGUAUCUCUUGUCUAGCAAGCAGAUUAUAAAAAGGAUAAUGACUAUUAGCUUUCUGUUAAGUAUAUGUCAAGCUAAUAGCUGUUUCAAAUUGAAGAGCUGUCUAGAAAUUACUGUACUUCCACAUGUACCUCUCAUACAUGUAUCUCCUUAUUUUAUAAACAAUAUUGAAAUUAUUAUAAAUUUGUAAUAAAUAACCUAAUUCCGAGUAUUAUUUCGCAGUUCAUUAUUGGGCAGCGCUUAAAGCUAUAUAUAAUUUUUAAAUGUAUCAUUUCCUAAUUGUUCGUCUAGUCUACCCUGUGUUAAAUGAAAUUCCGACAUCUCAUAUCUAUAGAUCACAUAGAACGGAUCUUGUUAACUUCAUGUUUUAUUAAAAUGUGUUAAUUAUUUAACAUUGAUAAGAAAAAGUUAUUUUUCAUAGCAAUAGUUAUAAUUAAUCUGUGCUAUACAUAUAUUUAUGUGACUACAAUAAUUAUAUAUUUAAAAUGUGUGAAUAUAACUAUGACGUUUGUGUGUAAAAGUUUAUAAGUCUUGUAAUAUUUAUUUUUUUAUGAAAGUAUAUAUAACUUAGUAUAAGUACAUAUUAAAUAAAUUUUUUGAAAUCACAUAACUUA
Molecule: messenger RNA, 6360 nt
Organism: Plodia interpunctella (Indianmeal moth)
Lineage: Eukaryota; Metazoa; Arthropoda; Insecta; Lepidoptera; Pyralidae
Gene: RtGEF
Product: Rho-type guanine nucleotide exchange factor
Exons: 10
Coding region: 192-2312 (706 amino acids)
Cellular component (GO): cytoplasm
Molecular function (GO): protein binding; guanyl-nucleotide exchange factor activity
Source: RefSeq, a predicted model, not a curated record